GCUCAUUUUUGUACGUGACAUUUUGAUUCCCAUCGUAGUGCGGUCAUUCGCCAUGGCCGCAUCCAAAGCAAGCACGCAUCUCAAAGAGAAGAGCAGCCUGGUCUCUUCGACACAUGGCGCUACCGACGACUCGCGUCGGCGACGGACCUCCAAGUCGUCGGUCCUGAGAUCUCCCGAGAGAGAGACGACUCAUCCACCGCAGCGCAAUACCUCGAUCGGAUCGAGCAGCGAUGCUGCCAGAAGAGGCAAGAGCCUCCCCCAGCAACCAUCUAGUGCCAUUUCCAACGUCAGCAGAUCGCAUCUGGCUUCGAGAAAGCCACCGGAGAAGCCCCUGUUGACAUCGCACCAGUCUCAAAGAACGCCGGUGACGAGCACCGUCAAAGACAGAGCAUCGAAGACUUCCUCCUCCAUUCCUCGGGCCACAGUAUCCUCGAAGCCAGUGAGUUCAGCAGAUAAAGCAACAAGGAGUCUCAGGAGCGGAGGGAGCCUACCAUCUGUAAGAGGGAGAAGCCCGGGGAGUGCCGUCCCCAAAAAGAAGGAACCUACUAUGGCUGUUCCAAGUACGAACGAGAAGCCAGUUAUUGUAGCUGAGCAAGAUCGAAAAGAGGCACAAAUCCAUGCCCAAGAGCACAAACCUGAACCAGUUAUUACAACCAAGAAGGGUGUAGAAGAGGCAGAAAUCCACGUCGAAGAGCACAAACAUGAACUAGUUGUUCCAGCUGAGCAAGAACAGAGAGAGCCACAGAUUCAAGUCGGAGAACUAGAUCCAAAUGAGACGCGGAUCGACAUCGAACCUACCUCGACAGGAGAUCAGCAGCCCGACGAUACCAAUGACGUCGUUGAGGAAAAAGUUGUGGAAGUCAUCGAGAAAUCUGAUUCUGGACAACAAUUGAAUGAAGAUGGAAAUGAUGAUGAUCAAGAUAAGCACAAAGAACAUGACAAUGGCAACAAGGAACUCUUGCAAAGCUCAGAAGAGAAGCCGCCUGCCGAGAUCAUUGAAGAGCCACAAGUAGAACCAUGUGAGAUUGAAACAACAAGAGCUGCCACAGAGGAGAAUGAGGCUCCAGUGGCAGAACCAAGCUCCUCUGUGUCAGAAGAGAAGAGUACUGCAGUGGCAGAACUGAGCACCGCUACGGUCAAGCCGGACAAGAAGGUCAUUGAUGAGAAAGGAGUGGAGUCGCCGACGGUGAUGACGUUCAAGAAGCCUGCGGUGAUGCAGGGGAAGAAGAAGGAGUCGCAGAUGAGCAAUGACGUGAUAGAGGAGACCAGGAGCAAGCUGUUGGAGAAGAAGAAGAGCAAGGUGAGGGCUCUGGUUGGAGCCUUUGAGACGGUCAUGUCAUUGCAGGACUCCGAAGGUCAACACGGUCAAAACCAGGAGAACAACUCAACAUAG
Musa acuminata AAA Group (dessert banana) is the source of this 1393-nucleotide messenger RNA. RefSeq names its product transcription factor TBF1-like. The coding region runs from base 53 to 1393 and encodes 446 amino acids. The transcript has a single exon. Gene Ontology annotation, molecular function: calmodulin binding. Lineage: Eukaryota; Viridiplantae; Streptophyta; Magnoliopsida; Zingiberales; Musaceae. The record is from RefSeq and is a predicted model, not a curated record.